Trichoderma citrinoviride is the source of this 564-nucleotide messenger RNA. RefSeq names its product DUF1649-domain-containing protein. Lineage: Eukaryota; Fungi; Ascomycota; Sordariomycetes; Hypocreales; Hypocreaceae. The record is from RefSeq and is a predicted model, not a curated record. Gene Ontology annotation, biological process: autophagy; autophagosome assembly. Gene Ontology annotation, cellular component: phagophore assembly site. Bases 1 to 564 code for a protein of 187 amino acids. The transcript is spliced from 4 exons.
AUGGAUCAACAGAAGCCCCCGGAAUUCAUACUCGACGUCUUCUCGGAUCCUCGGUCUGUCCGCGAAGUCGUCAAAGGCAUCCUCCACACAAUCUUCUUCAACCGCUUCUUCCCCUCCCUGGCACCCCGGACGCACGAGGUUCUCGACGUCACCCUGCCCUACGUCAACGACGAUGAGCUCGAGACGCUCAUCGAGCAGCGCGCCUACGCCCUCGAGCGCCAGCUCGACGCCGAACGACUCGGGGGCAGGGGCCAGAUCACCGUCCAGUUCUUCGAGCGGAAACGGCGCAAGGCGUGGCUCACGCGCGGCGAGGAGGAGGUCUGCUGGGAGACGUGGACGAUUAAAGUGACUGUCGCCGAGCCGAGGACGGAGAACGAACGAGCCAAAGUCCGCAGAGCAAUGGAGCAGACGCUCUUCGCAACCGCCAUGAAAAUCGUCACCUUCGUCAACACCCACAAGGACCACAUCCCGCCCAUCACCACGCAGGGCGGCAACCCCUUCCCCUACAAGAUCAACCUCGAGUCCAAGGAAACCAGCUGGGUGUCCCGCAUACGCAUGUACUAG